UCCAUCAAACCCCUCUCCCUCGGCGCGGAAUCGAGCGAAAAAAAAGAGAGAGAACGUAUACCGAGUCUUUCCCUCUCUCUCUAUCUUCUCUCUCUACCCCCCUCUCUCUCCCAUCCUCCGUGGAGCAAGGGAUCCGAGAUUUGUACAAGAGAUGGAUCGGUACCAGAGGGUGGAGAAGCCGCGAUCGGAGACGCCGAUAAAGGAGAACGAAAUCAGGAUUACGGCGCAAGGGAGGAUGAGGAACUACAUUAGCUACGCCACGAGCUUGCUCCAGGAGAAAGGUUCGAAUGAAAUCAUUAUCAAAGCCAUGGGGAGAGCUAUCAAUAAAACGAUUGUAAUUGUGGAGUUGAUCAAGAGAAGGAUUGCAGGGCUGCACCAGAACACGACAACUGAAUCUAUUGAUAUAACUGACACAUGGGAACCAUUGGAAGAAGGCCUUCUGCCACUUGAGACUACCCGCCAUGUAUCAGUUAUAACUAUAAUGUUGUCGAAAAAGGAGCUGGAUGCAUCUUCUCCAGGCUACCAGCCACCUAUACCCGCUGAUCAGGUGAGGCCAUUGGCAGAGUUUGACUAUGAAGGAGGGCACUUCCCACCGAGUGGCCGUGGAAGAGGACGCGGUGGCCGAGGAAGGGGCAGGGGUAGAGGAAUGAGCAAUGGGGUGGCGAGUUAUGAAUAUGAUGGAGAGUGGGAUGGUGGACGAGGAUAUGGUGGGAGAGGGAGAGGGCGUGGUAGAGGUCGUGGUUCCUUCGGACGCGGAAGAGGUUAUUAUGGUGGCUAUGGUGGCAGAGAUAUGUAUCAGGAAUCAGGUGGUUAUGAUGACGGUGAGCUCGACGCGCCGCCUCCACAAGGAAGUGGGCGUGGCCGCGGAGGAAGAGGCCGAGGACGCGGGCGUGGGCGUGGUCGAGGUAGAUCAGAUGCACCGCAGUAGACGAAGAUCUUAGCCUCUCCUCCGCUUUGCAAGAUUGAUAUCCGUGUCCCGUACUUUCCUCCCGAUGUUUCAAUAUUUAAUUUAGACUUUCCUCGGUCGUGUAACUUAAAAUGCGCAUGUAUUCUACUGGAGACGUUAUUUGCUGCUUGCUACCUCGGCGAUGAGGGGCUAGUUGUGGUUUUGUAGUCUAGGUUUUAAUUUAACCCCCGAUUUUAAUGUUUUCCUGAAUCAUGUUUUAUGGUAUUCAAUUGUGAAGAUUAUUAGAGCUGGGGCCAUUCUUUAAU
This is a messenger RNA of Ananas comosus (pineapple), 1212 nucleotides long. RefSeq names its product glycine-rich cell wall structural protein-like. Gene Ontology annotation, molecular function: RNA binding. The coding region runs from base 152 to 928 and encodes 258 amino acids. NCBI's taxonomy places the organism in Eukaryota, Viridiplantae, Streptophyta, Magnoliopsida, Poales, Bromeliaceae. The record is from RefSeq and is a predicted model, not a curated record. The transcript has 9 exons.